Messenger RNA from Dentiscutata erythropus, 1677 nucleotides. Lineage: Eukaryota; Fungi; Glomeromycota; Glomeromycetes; Diversisporales; Gigasporaceae. The record is from the annotation of a GenBank genome assembly.
AUGUCUGAAAUAAAGGUCGAAAGUGCAGCACAACUUGAAAAUGAAAUAAAAAAGAUUCAAGAAACAUUUCAAGUAAAAGAAACAGAGCAUACGUGGCAAUUGUUUGAUGAUGCAUUAAAACGUCUAGUCUCUUUGAGUCGUGGUGGAGCUAUCAACUAUGAAAAAAUAUUCAUAUCCGGGAUAAAAUCUUUGAGACAGCCUAUUCUAGAUUCGGUACUCACUGAUCGGACACGGUUGUCUGGAACAGCAACAGAAUUGGUUGAAGAAAUUGGCAAAGUUCUCGGGCCAAAAUUCGAUACUCUAGCGGAAUCCAGAGCUCAAAAAUGCAUGAUGACAAUAAUCCGAGAGUGUCAUGUUUCGAAUUUAAUUCCAAAAUUUAAAGAGGCAUUACAAGGUCAAAGUAAAAUAUUGAGAACUUGUGCAUCUGAAUUUGUUCUCGUUAGUAUUGAGGUAAAUGAUGUUGGAAAUUUGAAUAAUUAUAUUGCUGAUUUGGAGUGGAUUAUUAGGGAGGGAGCAAUAGACUCUGCGCCUGCUGUCAGGACGACAUCAAAGAAAAUUUUCGAAAUUUACAAAGUAAAAUUUGAUUUACGACUAGAGGAGUUUGUCAACACUUUAUCUUCUACUGCGAAGAAGAAUUUGGGAAUUCAAGAACCAACGAGUAAUCAGCGUCCACGUAUUAAAACAUUACAAAAAAGUCGUAAAUAUAAUACGCAACAAAUGCAGGGUGACGUUAUCAUAUAUACAAAGGAUGACGAAAGUGCAAAAGACAAAAAACUAAAUAAAUACUCAAAGGAUGCCGAAAAUUCAAAAGACAAAAAACUAAAUAAAUACACGAAGGAUGACGAGAAUGCAAAAGAUAAAAAACUAAAUAGAUACACGAAAGAUGAUGAAAAUGCAAAAGACAAAAAACUAAAUGUCAUAUCUGAAAAAACGGCAACGAUUCAAACGUGGACAGUGGAUGUGAGACUACCACCAUCAAAAAAUCGAACAGAAAAUAAACCCGCACGACCACCGUCCCGUACUGUAAGCGUACCAGUCGCAAGCUCCGAUAAAACCAAACCUAUACAAGCAUCAACAAACAAGAAAAGAUCUACACCGUUUUCAUCAUAUAAACCACCUUUAGUUAAAGAGUCAAAAGCUGCUAUAAAUUCUAUACCAAAACCAUCAAAAGUGACAGCAACUGCCACGUCUACAACAGAGGGAUUGACAACUACGGCCACUAUAUCGGUAUCAAUCUCUGCGGCAUCUACUCCGUAUCGAACGCAAUCAAUGUCCAAAUAUGCGCCAUCAAGCGCACGUAUUAUCGGCAGAACAAAAGAUCGUCAAUAUACACCAUACGAAAAGCCGGCUAUCGGAUUCGCUACGCGAAAAAAUAAAAAUCGAAUACCGCAAGAUUCUUCGGAAUUGAGUGCCAAAUUGAAUGCUUAUGCCAACAAAAUAAUUGAAGAAUUGACUGGACAACAUGAAAAUAAUGGUGAAGAUAACGAAAACAUGACUUUAGAACUUAUUCCAAAAUUAGAGGAACAAAUUUUCGAGACAAAUACACCAAGAAGUAGGGUAUCACUUAAACAAGCAUUAUCAGCCACGCAAUCGAUUACUCCUAUGCCAUCUAAGCCUUCUCCUCCACUUACAUUUAUUGAUCCUGUAAAGUUUUUGGAAGAUGUUCGUGGGACUGAA